Thamnophis sirtalis is the source of this 991-nucleotide messenger RNA. Lineage: Eukaryota; Metazoa; Chordata; Lepidosauria; Squamata; Natricidae. The record is from RefSeq and is a predicted model, not a curated record.
UCUGGCCGGUGUCCAAUGGGGACCUCCUGACUCCCCUGAAAAGAGGCAAGCAGUGGGGUGCAGAUGUGGGAGCGGAAGGUUCCAACCAGAGACCCCUCUUGGCUCAGGACCCGUCCAUUUCUCUGGAGUUUUCCCCCCAUUUCACCUGCUUUCUCCUUUUCUGAUAUUCCAAGAUGUUGCUAGUUCUCUCCCUCUGGCAAGCUCUCUCCCAAGCCCUGGCUGCAAGUGGGGGUUCCCACUGGACAUACGAAGGCUCCGAGGGGCAGACGCACUGGGCAGAGAGAUUCCCAGACUGUGGUUGGCAGGCUCAGUCGCCCCUCGACUUCCAGACAGAUUUGGUCCAGUAUGAUCCUUCUCUGCCCCCCAUUGAGCCAGAGGGAUACCGAGACCCUGGCAGCGGCUCCUUGACCCUGACCAACAACGGGCACACGGUGCAGCUCUCCCUCCCCGAGAACCUGCACCUCCACGGCCUGCCCAGCCUCUACUCAGCAGCGCAGCUGCACUUACACUGGGGGGGCAGCAGCAACAGCCGGGCCGGGGGCUCCGAGCACCUUGUGGACGGCCAAGCCUUCCCAGCAGAGCUUCAUGUGGUCCACUUCAACUCAGAGAAGUAUGCCAACCUGAGCGUGGCCAAACACCAACCGGAUGGGCUGGCGGUGCUAGGCAUUUUCCUGGAGGUUGACAGUGUGGUGGAGAAUCCUGCCUACAACCACAUCUUGGACCGCCUGGACAGCAUCCUUUACGCAGCUGGAGAAGCUGCAGAAAUCUCUUUAUUCUACAAAACGCGGGAAGACACCUUCCAAAUUGCUGGUCAGCAACUUCCGGGUGCCCCAGUCCUUGAACCAACGCCUGGUCUUGGCCUCCUUCCCUGUUGGCCCAUCGGAUUAUUCUGCAGGUGAGGUCAUUGCCAUAAUCGUUGCAGUUCUCUUGGGCUGCCUGGGUGUCUUCCUGGCUGGCUGGAUUUUGGCAAAGAGAACCCGGUGAGGAGCAG